GAGGGGCGGUUGGGUUUGGCUGAUCGUGCUGUGACGGUGAUUGUGCGGGCGAGCAAGCAGAGCCGUGUGCUCCCUCUGCAGAUUCGAAUUCAAGAACAAGGUUCACAGGUUACGGUGAGGCCUGCAAGGAGCCGCAGGCGGCUGCAAGUGCUGUGACAAUCGACACGAUGGGCCAAGGCACGUCGACCAUCUUCCUCAGCAACCAGACCAAUGAGGUGGUGAAGAUCUCCGGACAGCUGAUUGCCAAGAAGGAUGGUUUUUACGAAAAAACGGGCGAGGUUGCCAACACGGUCGUCCCUGCUCGCGGAUCGGGCCAAAUGGUGGGGACGCGCAGCAAUCAGUAUUUCAAGCUGCGCUAUGAAAUGCUUUUUGUACUUGAAAGCGGGGCUUGUGCCCGAUGUAGCGUCAAUGUGCCACCAAAGAACAUCAUCUAUACGUUGGAAAUCACACCGUCUCACGUGCGGCUCCGCGACGACAAGAUUUUGGCUUCCUUUGUGAGCGAGAGUGGAGCCACCCCAGCCCUGCUCAGCCCAGAUUCGGAAGCUGCGCACUCAGGUUUCUAUUCAGAUGAGGAGGAGGAGGAUGCCACUUCAGAGGACCUGGGGCCUCUGCAGCCGGUGGCACAGGACCGGUUGCCCAAAGACAAGACUGUCAUUUUGACGAGCCAGGCCUCGCACAAGGAUCUUCGAAUUUUGGACGGCGGACGAGUGGACGGUCGGGGCACAGGUGGCACCUAUGCGCGAUUUGUUGUGGAUCCAUCUCCAGCGGGAUUUUUACGACUGCGCAGUGCACACAAUCCCAAUCGUUUCCUGGCCCUCAAAGGCGGGCAGUUGACAUCGGGACAUGGUGGCAAGUUUUGCGAACUUCAGGCCAUGCAAUACGCCAACGGUCUCGUCAUCCUGCGCUCCCUGGAUGGCGCCCAGGGUGUGGGCGUAGAUGCAAAAGGCAAUGCGUGUUUGCCCCAUGAGGUCACGCAGACGGGCAGCGCCCUUUUCCAGCUCAAGCUUGUCAAAGAUGAAGCGACGCGCACGGGGCACAGUAGUAGCGAACCUAAAGUCAUUGGCUUGAAUGGCCGCCUCGACAAAGUUGUCCACCUCACUGGCAAGUUGCCCAAUGGGCGGUGCAUCACAGCUGUUCAUGGUGAUGGUGCCAAGAUACAAACAGGCCAUGGGCAGCUCAGGGUGCUGCACUCGGCAGGUGGGGCAGGUCGAGGCCUGCUGAAGCCAAUCGUCGAUGCAACUUCGGUGGAAAUGGUGGCCACAUUUUCGAAGACGCACAACCCCCGAUGA
Monosiga brevicollis MX1 is the source of this 1289-nucleotide messenger RNA. RefSeq lists its product as uncharacterized. NCBI's taxonomy places the organism in Eukaryota, Choanoflagellata, Craspedida, Salpingoecidae. The coding region runs from base 168 to 1289 and encodes 373 amino acids. The record is from RefSeq and is a predicted model, not a curated record. The transcript is spliced from 5 exons.